AUGAACAAUAGCUUCUCUUUUAAUAAUGAUGAUGUCCAACAAAUCGAACAAACAUUAUCAUCGUUUGAUUUAAGAUUUUUUCUUGUUCGUAUUUUUUAUCCAUGUCUACUCGUGUGGGGUACCAUCGGCAAUGCAUUAUGCUUACGUGUUUUAUUAAGUAAAAAAUUUUUGAAAAAUUCAACAUGUCAAUAUUUGGCUGUGCUCGCUGUUAUUGAUAUACUAUUUAUCGUGAUGCGUUCAAGCAAACAUGUUUAUAAACUAUUUCGUGUUACACCUAUAUUUAAUACAUCAAAAUGGAUAUGUCGUAUAUUAACAUUUUUUUCAUCGGCACUUGCACAUAUGGCAUCAUGGAUUUUAGUUAUUGUCAGUAUUGAUCGAUAUUUAAUAGUAACAAGUCGAUAUAGACGACAUAGUUCAUCUGUUAAUCGAGUUUUUUGUUCGACAAGCAUACUAAUUGCUGUUGUUCUACUAUGCAAUCUGUAUUAUUUCUUUAUACUUGGCCUAACAACAAAAUUCACGCCUCACGGAACAAAUUCAAACUACGAUCAAUAUGAUUUUUCAAACGAUACAAUGAAUAUGAAUGAUACGAAUAAUACUUUCUCCGAACCUAUGGAUUCUUUAGAUGCAUUCCAAGAGAAAACAACAUCCAUAUUUAUAUGUAUACCGAGUAACGGUUACGAACGUUUUUUUCGUAUUUAUAUACCUAUAUUUGAUAUAUUAUUCGUUGCUGUUAUGCCAUUUUUACUCAUUUGUUCAUCUAACAUUGGUAUUAUUGUCUAUACGAUGCAUAAAAAUCGCCAAAUGCGACAACAUCGUAAACGUGCACAUCGUCGUCAUCAACGAUUAACAAUAAUGUUGUUAUCCGUUACAUUAGCAUUUAUUGGUUUAACAUGUCCGUCAGUGAUAUUUAUAUGUGCAAAUAAAAUAAUUCAAUCAAAACGUUUGAAACGAGAUGAAAAAACAGACAGUCUGAGUGAACUCUUUGGCGGUGGUCAACCAUCACAUGUACAGCUAAUUGUUGAAGUAUGUGAAGCAUUAUGGUACACAAAACAUGCAAUGAAUUUUAUAUUAUAUACAUUGAGUGGACAAGAUUUUCGUCGAGAAUUUAUUAAACUAUUUACACAAUGUUUACCUAGUCGACCGCCGGUAUUGAAAAAAAUAAUUCGACGAAAUCCGAACCAAACUGAACCAACAGUUGAUACAGCAUUAAUUGAAAUACCAAUAAUAGCAAAUGAGAAUCAUAGGGAAAAGAAGAGAGCAAAUAAUAUGGCUGUAACAACGUCUAUUGUAUCUAUUAGUUAA
Messenger RNA from Rotaria socialis, 1302 nucleotides. Lineage: Eukaryota; Metazoa; Rotifera; Eurotatoria; Philodinida; Philodinidae. The record is from the annotation of a GenBank genome assembly.